CUCUGGAGCAAAACCAGAUUCAGUGUAGUUCUUCUCUUCUGCGCUUUUAGUAUCAGUCUCUAGAUUCACCUCUGCCUUUUCUUCUCCAUCCUCCCUCUCGUUUAAUUUUAGGGUUUUGCUCCAUUUCCAAACCCUUCCAUGGCAAUUUCGCAGCGUUGACCCGAAUUUCAAUUUCCUUAUCGCGAUUUUAAAUUAUUACAUUUCCUUUAAUUUCUUCAAUCAUGGUUGGGAAGACCGAUCCUGUCAAUGGUUCUGUUAAAUCUGGAUCGAAUAACCCGACCAACUCUGCAACCAUGGCGCCGAAUGCUAAAUCUGAUCUGUUCAACAUUUUGUCUUUCAAAUCGUUCAAGCUCAAGACCAAGCAACAAGAGCUUCUGAUCCGCGUCUCGAUCCUUUGUCUCGUUUAUGUUUUGGCCUUCAUUACUAGGCUUUUCAGUGUUCUGCGAUAUGAGUCGAUGAUCCAUGAGUUUGAUCCCUACUUCAAUUACCGAACUACGCUCUUCCUCACGCAGAAGGGCUUUUACGAAUUCUGGAAUUGGUUUGAUUCUGAGAGUUGGUAUCCUCUCGGUCGAAUCAUUGGAGGUACGCUCUAUCCUGGACUUAUGGUCACGGCCGCCAUUAUCUAUUGGGGGCUACGGUUUCUGAAGUUCGCCGUGCAUAUCCGUGAGGUCUGUGUAUUGACGGCUCCAUUUUUCGCGUCAAAUACUACAUUGGUUGCGUACUUUUUCGGUAAAGAAAUCUGGGACUCGGGUGCUGGACUUGUUGCAGCCGCUCUGAUUGCAAUUUGUCCAGGCUACAUUUCGAGAUCUGUUGCGGGAUCGUACGAUAAUGAAGGUGUCGCCAUUUUUGCGUUGUUAUUGACUUUCUAUCUAUUCGUGAAGGCGGUAAAUACUGGAUCUGUUGCUUGGGCUCUAGCCUCGGCUUUUGGGUACUUUUACAUGGUUUCAGCGUGGGGUGGCUAUGUGUUUAUAAUUAACUUGAUUCCACUUUAUGUGCUGGUUCUUCUGAUAACGGGCAGAUACUCAAUGCGAUUAUAUGUGGCGUAUAAUUGUAUGUACAUCUUGGGAAUGUUGCUUGCCAUGCAGAUUCGUUUUGUUGGUUUUCAGCAUGUUCAGUCUGGGGAGCAUAUGGCUGCGAUGGGCGUCUUCUUUUUGAUUCAGGUCUUUUACUUCUUGGACUGGGUGAAGUACAUGCUGAGCGAUACUAAAUUGUUCCAAUCCUUCUUGAAGAUCACCGUGACCAGUGCAGUUGCGGUGGGUACCGUUGCAUUGGGAGUUGGCACUGCGUCGGGGUAUAUAUCCCCAUGGGCUGGCCGGUUCUAUUCUCUUUUGGAUCCAACAUAUGCGAAAGAUCACAUACCUAUAAUAGCAUCUGUUUCUGAGCAUCAACCCACAGCUUGGUCAUCUUUCAUGUUUGACUUCCACAUUUUGCUUUUCCUUUUCCCAGCUGGUCUCUAUUUUUGCUUCAAGCGCUUGUCUGAUGCAACAAUUUUCAUCGUCAUGUAUGGUCUUACUAGCAUGUACUUUGCCGGAGUUAUGGUCAGGUUAAUUCUUGUUGCUACGCCUGCAGUAUGUCUUAUCAGUGCUAUAGCUGUCUCUGCUACAAUAAAGAACUUGACCCAGUUAGCGAGGGCGAAACCGAAGGUUGCUCAGAUUAGUUCUAGCAAAGGAGCCAGCAAUGUGAAGAGUUCCUCUAAGGCAUCUCUUGAUCAAUCCCAGCCUUUCCAAAGGAAUGGUGCUAUUGCGCUGCUCUUUGGUGCUUUUUACUUGCUUUCAAGGUAUGCAACCCAUUGUACAUGGGUCACCUCAGAAGCUUAUUCAUCUCCAUCAAUUGUCUUGUCUGCACGGGGCGCCCAUGGUAACAGGGUUAUCUUCGAUGACUACCGUGAGGCAUACUUUUGGCUCAGACAGAAUACUCCUCAAGAUGCUAAGGUGAUGUCAUGGUGGGAUUAUGGGUACCAAAUCACAGCAAUGGGAAACAGAACUGUCAUUGUCGACAACAAUACCUGGAAUAACACACACAUCGCUACUGUUGGACGUGCAAUGUCUUCGUAUGAAGAUGAGGCUUACGAAAUAAUGAGAUCACUCGAUGUGGAUUAUGUGCUAGUUGUCUUUGGUGGUGUGACUGGCUAUUCAUCUGAUGAUAUUAACAAAUUUUUGUGGAUGGUGAGAAUUGGAGGUGGUGUUUUCCCUGUAAUCAAAGAACCCGAUUAUCUGGUAAAUGGAGAAUAUCGAGUCGACAAAGGGGCAGCUCCCAAGAUGUUGAAUUGUCUUAUGUACAAGCUUUCAUAUUAUCGGUUCGGCGAGCUAGUAACAGAAUAUGGCAAGCCUCCUGGGUAUGAUCGUGCCAGAGGAGUUGAAAUUGGUAACAAGGACAUCAAACUGGAGCACUUGGAAGAGGCGUUCACCACAUCUAAUUGGAUAGUUCGUAUUUAUAGAGUUAAACCACCAAAUAACAGGUGGUGAUUGUUCGUUCCUUUCCCCUUCCUCUAUUUAGAACAGCUACUACUAUAGCGAAGUAGAACGAACUCUGAGUGCAACUCUUGAAAUAGUGUUAUAUGCUAGGGAAAACAAACUAAACUGGAAUUUUGCUUAUAACUUGAGCCUUAGUAUUCAAUGCCUCAAUGUUUUGAGAUCUUUUCAGA
Molecule: messenger RNA, 2644 nt
Organism: Cucurbita moschata (crookneck pumpkin)
Lineage: Eukaryota; Viridiplantae; Streptophyta; Magnoliopsida; Cucurbitales; Cucurbitaceae
Product: dolichyl-diphosphooligosaccharide--protein glycosyltransferase subunit STT3B
Exons: 6
Coding region: 222-2465 (747 amino acids)
Cellular component (GO): membrane
Molecular function (GO): oligosaccharyl transferase activity
Source: RefSeq, a predicted model, not a curated record